GGCUGAAGACCUGCUGGCCGAACAGGCUAGACCUGAACGAAACCAUCUAUCUGAUUGUCGGUCUGUCAGCAGGUUCGAUUUUGAUUGGGUGCAUCACGUUUAUCUUCGACUAGUUCAAAUAUAGAAGAAAACCUUUUGAAUGAGUUGAUGGCCAACUAUGAUAAGAGAAUCCGUCCAGCCAAGUUUUACGGGGAUAUUAUUGACGUGACGCUGAAACUUACACUAACCAAUCUCAUCUCAUUGAAUGAAAAGGAGGAGACACUUGCCACAAACGUAUGGAUUGAAAUCCAAUGGCAAGAUUAUCGUUUAUCUUGGAAUAAGUCCAAUUAUGCUGGCAUUGACCUGGUCAGAAUCCCUUCCUCCAUGGUCUGGCUUCCUGAAAUCGUCCUUGAGAACAAUGUUGAUGGUCAGUUUGAAAUUGCUUACUACGCUAACGUUCUUGUCUACGAUAAUGGCAAUAUCUAUUGGCUGCCACCUGCUAUAUAUCGUAGUACCUGUCCAAUUGCUGUGACAUUCUUCCCAUUUGACUGGCAAAACUGUUCCCUCGUCUUCAGGUCCCAGUCUUACAAUGCCCGUGAAAUUAACUUGGAGUUAUCGGAAGAAGAAGGAAAGUUGAUCGAAUGGAUUCAUAUAGAUCCUGAAGAUUUCACUGAAAAUGGGGAGUGGACAAUAAAGCACAAACCAGCAAAGAAGAACAUUAACAGCCACUUCACAUUGGAUGAUAUCGAGUACCAGGAGAUUAUCUUCUUCCUGAUCAUCCAGAGGAAACCGCUAUUCUACGUCAUUAACAUCAUUAUUCCCUGUGUUCUCAUCUCAUCACUGGUAGUUCUGGUCUAUUUCCUUCCAGCACAAGCUGGGUGUCAAAAAUGUACGCUUUCCAUAUCUGUCCUGCUGGCUCAGACCGUCUUUCUGUUUCUGAUUGCACAGAAGAUUCCAGAAACAUCAUUGAAUGUCCCACUCAUUGGAAAAUAUUUAAUAUUUGUGAUGAUUGUCUGUACAUCGAUCGUAACAAACUGCGUCAUCGUCCUAAAUGUUUCCCUGAGGACACCAAACACCCACAGCAUGUCUGAGAAGAUCAAACAUGUGUUCCUGGAAUUCCUGCCUCAGUAUCUGGGCAUGCACUUGGAGUCUUCCGAGGAUUCCUGGGACGUGCCGCAACCGAGGCGCAGGAGUUCAUUUGGGAUUAUGAUAAAAGCGGAGGAAUAUAUUCUCAAAAAACCGCGGAGUGAACUGAUGUUUGAAAGACAGCGAGACAGACAUGGGCUGAAGAGGGUGAACAAGACGACUGCAGGCACAGAGAUUGACGUCGGAACCACGGUUGACCUGUACAGAAACCUGGCUCACUUCGCUCCAGAGAUAAAGACCUGCGUUGACGCCUGCAACUUUAUAGCCAAAAGCACAAAGGAACAGAACGAUUUUGGUUCUGAGAAUGAAAACUGGAUUCUGAUUGGAAAAGUUAUCGACAAGGCUUGCUUCUGGAUUGCACUUCUCCUCUUUUCCAUUGGCACCGUGACCAUCUUCCUCACUGGGCACUUUAACCUGGCGCCAGAAUUCCCUUUUGCAGGAGACCCCAGGAAAUAUACACCAGAUUAAUAGGCAGCGAUGUAUCUGAACUUUGCAACGCAGUGGGGUUGUUGGCUGGGGCGGGAUUUACACAGCCCUCCUUGAUCACCUUUAAGCUGAUUCUUUAUCACAUUUUGC
This is a messenger RNA of Carcharodon carcharias (great white shark), 1701 nucleotides long. RefSeq names its product cholinergic receptor, nicotinic, epsilon (gene chrne). The record is from RefSeq and is a predicted model, not a curated record. Gene Ontology annotation, biological process: chemical synaptic transmission; nervous system process; signal transduction. Bases 148 to 1593 code for a protein of 481 amino acids. NCBI's taxonomy places the organism in Eukaryota, Metazoa, Chordata, Chondrichthyes, Lamniformes, Lamnidae. The transcript has 14 exons. Gene Ontology annotation, cellular component: postsynaptic membrane; neuron projection; synapse. Gene Ontology annotation, molecular function: transmembrane signaling receptor activity; acetylcholine-gated monoatomic cation-selective channel activity.